Messenger RNA from Adineta ricciae, 1617 nucleotides. The record is from the annotation of a GenBank genome assembly. Lineage: Eukaryota; Metazoa; Rotifera; Eurotatoria; Adinetida; Adinetidae.
AUGAAUAUCAAAAUAGAUACUGAUAAACCAGUUACCUUGUCGAUCAAUACGACAAAUGAACAUCAUCAUUUACAUACGACAUCAGCACCAACAUCCAUCUACCAUCCAAGAAAUCCUCCUACAAACAGUCCAAUGAAUGGAAAUACCACAAACCCAGGUCAUUUCCAUCAUCAUUCGCAUUUAUAUAACACAACUACUGGUUAUAAUUAUGGACCAGUUCCACCACAAGCUCCAUCAACAGCUAGUUAUUAUUCAAUGCAACAGAAUAAUCUUUACAAUGAUCCGUAUUCUCAAUGUUCACCUUAUUGGAAAGUCUCGGCAGCUGCUGCUGCCGCAGCAUCAUCGUCCGAACAUUCAAAAGGAAGUUCUAAUCAUGCAAAUCGAUUAUCGUAUCCUGUAGAUCAUCUCCAUCCAUCCAAUAUGCAUUACAAUUCAUCGUCAUCGGCUGGUUUAUCUUCUCAAAUUGAUGUUAAAUCUGAACAUUUAUCGCCAAUGAAAAACAUUCAUUCGGCAAUGUCAGGUGAAGAUGAUUCAAAUGAAAGUCAUCCGACAGGUACCGAAGAAGACGAUGAAGAUGACGAAGAAGAUAUGGAUUUCAAGACUCCAGAAAAAGAAGAAUCGAAUAAUGCAUCAAACAAUGCACCAAGAAAAUCCAAUCGCCGUGCAGAAAAACCACCAUAUUCGUAUAUUGCAUUGAUUGUCAUGGCCAUCAAUAGCACACCAACGAAGAAAAUGACAUUGUCAGAGAUCUAUGCAUUUCUACAACAAAGUUUUCCAUUUUUUCGUUCGACAUAUAUGGGUUGGAAAAAUUCUGUUCGGCAUAAUUUAAGUCUAAACGAAUGUUUUAUUAAAUUGCCAAAGGCAAUGGGCCGAGCUGGUAAAGGGCAUUAUUGGACGAUUGCACCUGACUCUGAUUGUAUGUUUGAUGAUAAUUGUAUGCGAAGAAGACCUAGAGGAUUUCGACGAAAAUUAGGAAAACAACCAGUAUAUCCUAAUCUUCUAGGUCAAAUCGAUUCAACUGUGUCGACAGGAACAAAUGUGACGGCAACAUCGUCAUCAGCAGCAACAUCCGUUCUAGAUCCAAGUGCUAUUAGUUCCUACAAUCAGAAUCCAUCGUCAUCAUCACCUUCGACAACAACAAGUGUUGGAGCUGGAAACUAUUUCGAUCUUAGUAAUUAUGCUGCUUCGUCAUCAACAGCAGCAGCAGUCAAUGGACAUCAUUCGUCAGAUCUCUAUGCAGCUGCAGCUCUCAUGGCCUCAUAUUCUUCUACUUAUCCUCAUCGUUCUCAUUUUACAGCAACCAAUUCAUCUUGUUCUUCGUCGGCAUCAUCAACAACUAAUACGACAGCCUUAUCGACCAAUGCAAGAAUUACAGAUGAGACAGAUUCAGGAUCUCAUGCACAUUUUACCAAUAGUGUACAUUAUGCAUCAGGCCCAUCUCAAUCAGCGUACUUUUCAUAUGGAAAUCCAUCAUCUCAUCCACCAACAAGUUCAUCUUUUGAUCCACAUAAUCAUUUCUAUGCCAAUCCAUUUGCUGGUUUUCUUGAUCAGAAACAUGCAUUGUUACCGGCAACAUUAUCCUGUUAUGAUCAUCAUCCGUCUUCAUCGAACUAUUAA